Capsicum annuum is the source of this 1979-nucleotide messenger RNA. RefSeq names its product transcriptional regulator ATRX homolog. Gene Ontology annotation, molecular function: protein heterodimerization activity. The transcript has 4 exons. Bases 243 to 1610 code for a protein of 455 amino acids. Lineage: Eukaryota; Viridiplantae; Streptophyta; Magnoliopsida; Solanales; Solanaceae. Gene Ontology annotation, biological process: regulation of DNA-templated transcription. Gene Ontology annotation, cellular component: nucleus. The record is from RefSeq and is a predicted model, not a curated record.
AUUUUUCAAAGUUUUAUAGUCAAAACACUUCCGGAAAAGAGAGAAAAAUAUCCUGACCAAACGGCCGUAAGUUUGACGUCCUUCCUUCAAUUUUCAUAAAAGAAAACCCCUUAUUAUAACGCCUGUGAAAAAUUGAACCAGCAGCUAAAAGUGCCCUUCUCCACGGCGGACCUCCGUUGCUAACGGCGGCAUCCAUUUCAACCGACGCCGAAGUGAGUGCCAAAACUUACAAUUUCCCAGAUAUGCCGAAGAAGAGUAACGGAAAUUCCGACAACCACGACGGAGACGAGCCGGAGAUUUUCGUCAUUUCAUCUUCCAGUACCGAAUCACAAGACUCCGUUGAAAACGAGGAAGAAAGCGACGGCGCACAGAGUGUUGACAACGAGUAUGUAAUCGAUUCGGACGAAGAAGAAGAGGAGGAGGAGGAAGAAAACGUGGUGGAGAGCAAAAAGGAUUUGGACGUAGAGAAGAAGGUUUAUAGAAGACAUGGGAAGAAAGAAGAUGAAAAUGAAGGAAAAAAGGGGAAGAAAACAGUGGGUAGUAGUGAGCAGAGCGAGAGUGAGAACUUGAAAACAUAUAUGAGAAAGAAGAAGAACCAAAAUGAGGAGGAAAAAGAAGAGGAGGUUGAAGAAAAGGAACAAAAUGUCCCUGCGAAUAUGGCUAAAAGAAAAAAGGAGAAGAAUGAUAAGGCAAAGAAGGAAGAUAAAGUGAAAGAAGAAAAAAUACGCAAAACGUCAAAGAGCAAUGAGGACUCUAGCCGUGGAGGCAAAAAUGAAAAGAAGAACAAGAAGGAUGAGAAGAGGGAAGUAGCAAAUAAGGCAAAGAGCAAUGGAGGAGAAAUUAAGAAGGAAGAGAACAAGAAGAAGAGAAGGGAAGAAAAAGGAGAAAGAGAAGGACAAUCAGCAAAAAAGGCCAAGAGCAAUGGAGGUAAAAUUGAGAAGGAGGAGAACAAGAAAAAGAAAAGGGCUGAAGAAGGAGAAACUGAAGGAAAAUCACCAACAAAAGCCAAGAGCAAUGGUGAUUUAAGUCAAUUGAAAAAAGAAGAGAAAAAGACGAAGAAAACACAAAAUAAGAAGGAAGGAGGUGAAGAGGCCGAAGAGAAGCUAGUGAAGAAGUCAAAUAGUAAUGGAGUUGCAAGUCCAGCUACAAAGGAGAAGAUGAAAAAGGAUAAGGAAAAGGAGAGUAAAGCAAAUAAUGGGAAGGUAAAUAAUGAAGCGAGGAGCAAUGGUACCCCUCAAAAAAAUGAGGAGAAGAAAUUGAAGGCAAAGAAGAAAAGGGAUGAUGAUGAGGAGAAUGAGAAGAGUGAGAGUGCACUUUACCAAUUUCCCCAAAAUCGAAUAUAUCGGAUAAUAAAAAAUGAAAAUGCUGAUAUUAGGAUGUUACAAGAAGCAACCUUUGUUGUUAACAAAGCUACGGAGAAAUUUCUUGAACUAUUCUGCAGGGAGGCUUAUGCUUGUUCUUUUCUGGAUCGCAACAGUUAUGUUGGAUACAACCAUCUCUCUUUGGUCGUCUCCAAAAGACCCAGAUUUGACUUUCUUUCAGAUUUUGUUCCCCAGAAAGUAAGAGCUGAAGAUGCUUUGGGUGAAAUCCCCAAGGCUGAGGAGUCGUGAUCACUCUGAUCCAGAGCUGUUGAUGCCUUGUACAAUUUAUUGUUGUUCGUACAAGACAGACUUUUUGCACCAGCUAUUGAGAGAACAUUAGAGAAAUGGGGAAAAAAACCUGGGGUUCAGGGGUACUUUCGCUUUAAUCAAAUUGGUUUCCGAUUUGUGCAGCUUAUGCCCGUAAAUAAAAAUGUAUUAAAUCUCUAAACUCUUGAAGCUUAGCUAGACUUAAAUGGUAGAUAUUGACGAGUUCUGAUCAGGUAUUGUGUAUCUUAAUGUCAUGUGUUACGCGAAAUCAUAAUAUAAUAUUUGUAGGUAAAACCUGAUAAUUGUAAUGUGCAUCUGAGCUUCUGUUAAAGAGACAUUUUCGAAGCUUAA